Messenger RNA from Trypanosoma cruzi, 1458 nucleotides. RefSeq lists its product as uncharacterized. Gene Ontology annotation, cellular component: axonemal dynein complex; axoneme. The record is from RefSeq and is a predicted model, not a curated record. NCBI's taxonomy places the organism in Eukaryota, Euglenozoa, Kinetoplastea, Trypanosomatida, Trypanosomatidae. Gene Ontology annotation, biological process: axonemal dynein complex assembly; regulation of cilium movement; cilium-dependent cell motility. The annotation marks the transcript as partial. The transcript has a single exon.
AUGCCGGCGGAAACUGAAGGGAAGAAGGGCAAGAAGCGGGGGAAGAAGGUCCUUGACCCGAUUGCCCUCGAACGUGCCCGCAUUGAGGAGGCGGAGAAGCAAAGGCGGGAGGAAGCCAUGCUACUCGCCCGGCUACGGGAGCUGAAGGAGGAGGAGGAGGCCAUGACACUGAAGGCCUCCAAUACCGUGGAGGCAAGAUGGAUGGUUUUCCUGCGGGAGUGCAAACAGAAGGAACUUAUCGCCGAGAUUGAAAUUGUCCGGCGCGCGUUUGAAUCGGCCAUUGACCGGAAGAAUGCCGUAAUUGAGAUGCUCUUCAACGACCUUGAAGAGGUGGAGGAACAGCACCGUCUCGUGUUCCAUUCCAACAUGACGACAGUGGACGCUCUCAUUGAAAUGCAGACGAGGCGCAUGGCGGAUUUGGAGGCCGAGUUUGAGGCAGACCUUCUCGAGAUGAAGGCAGACUACGAGAAGGAGAUGCUGGAACUGGUCCGCAAGCACGAGCACGAGGUAGCGGAUCUCAAGCUUAUUCUUGACAACAUGGCCUCGGAAGCGGAUCUGCUCGAGAAGAAGCUGCAGGAAGAAACAUCCGAGGCACGUGAUACAGCACUAGAAAAAAUGGAGGGGGAGCGAAAACAAAUGCAGAAUGAUCUUGUUAAAAUUAGUGAAUCCAUUAGAGUGGAGUUGGAUGCACGUUAUAAGGAGUUUAUGACAACGGCACAAGUGAACAUGAAGGAUUACAUGGACAAAUCUAAAGAGGAUGCAGAGACGACAGAGCGUAUUGCCUCGCAGUUGAAACGUAUUGAGAAGCUUCAGGAAAGUGUGACUUCAUGGCGAACCAAUCUGGCUCGCAAUGCGAGAGAAUGGGAAGAGAAGAACAACGCCAUUCAGCAGGAGCGGGAUGCCACCAUUCGACACCUCAAGGCCCUCAAGUCCAAGAUGGAAAGUUGGCGUAGCAAGGAAGCCUCUCGACUCGCUGAAUUUAUCAAAAAUGCAAAGGAUUGUGAAUAUCAACUGCGUGACACGGUGCGCAGAGCUGAAAAAAUUUUGUGUCUGGUCGAGCUUGGCAAACCAUUGGAGACAGAGCGUGAACAGGUGUUGUCGUUUGAGUCCAACAUUGCCACCAGUGAAAUUGAGCAGGAGGUUAAGCGGUUGAUGGCGAACUCAGACGCCGCGGAAGCGCAGGACGAGUCGGCAGCACCUGAUGGAGCGGCGUUCUCAGAGGAGUGGCGGUUGCUGGAAAGAUUUUGGACGAAACACAACAAGGUGGUGCUUGAUAAUGCCGCCCUCUCACAGGAGAAGUACCAUCUGGAGGAGGAGAACAAGAAGCUGCAGGUGCUACUUAAGCAGUACCUUGAGGAACUUAGUGUUAGCGAUGCCGUGAUGCAGGGGCCCAACACACUUUUGCUCAUGAGUCGUGCUCCGAACGUGGUGGAGGCAGCAAAACGAGCGAAACGUGGG